Messenger RNA from Aspergillus japonicus CBS 114.51, 1822 nucleotides. RefSeq lists its product as uncharacterized. The transcript has 4 exons. Bases 249 to 1640 code for a protein of 463 amino acids. Lineage: Eukaryota; Fungi; Ascomycota; Eurotiomycetes; Eurotiales; Aspergillaceae. Gene Ontology annotation, molecular function: zinc ion binding. The record is from RefSeq and is a predicted model, not a curated record.
GUGCUUUGUUCGCUUACCGACCCAUGACCCAUAACUUACACCUUGAAACAGCAGAUACGUCCACGGCGAACCCUGAGGCGCAGUCUUUGGCAGGUUGCUACCAGUGGUGAUCUACGCCAGCCCACCUUGAGAGUUGGUCCGCAAUACGAGGCUCGGACGGCGCAUUUUCUACUCGAAGAGUACCCGCUUUCGUCCUUGGUUCGGAGCAAACUCUAUAUAAUCUUUCGCCGAAGCACGACCGAGUAUUCAUGUCUACUCCUACUCGCCAACUUCGAAGACUGUCGAUUACCGGUGACAUGCCAACAGUCCGCCCCAGAAAAGAGAUCGUCAGAAGUCAGGCCGAGGACAGCGAUGACAGUGAUGGUUCGGAUGGUGGAAGCGAUUCCAGCGCAGACGAAACGGCAACUCCGACGGCACACUCGGUUGUACACGGCGCGUCAGGCCUUUCUUACGACCUCUCCAGGCUGUCUUUCGGUUUCAAGGCCAGAGCUCUGGUGGGAUUGACGAGUCACUUCGACGUGAUCCGCUGCCAGGAGACGCAAACAGGAUACGGGUUCCAGUUGUCAGAGCGGCCGCACGUUCAUCUCGGAGCAGAGUCUUUCACUUGCACUUGUUCGACGUACUCGAGUCAACUCAGUGUACCGUGCCAACAUAUCUAUUGGCUUCACGAUCAGCUUCAUGGCCGCCUCUUCUCCCGACCUCCUACCCCCGACAUUCCUCUAUCCAACCAUGACCGCCUACCGAACCUGGGACGCAUCCGACAACUGCUCGAUAGCAAGAUACCUACCAUUGCGCACGAAUCGGACUGGCCGUAUUCGCCCUUCGAGGCCCACGGGGGGAUGAACCGCCAGGAGAUGGUCAGGGAUAUCAUGUCCGCCUUCGAUAGCGCCAUCCUGCCCGAGGACUUCCGUCCGGACCUUGCCGGUGAUGAGCCGGGGCAGGCCCGCACGCCCGAGCAGUGCGUGGUGCAGGGAGACUUUGCGGCGACCUUGUUCCGGCUGGCUGUCCACGACGACGCAGUCUACGCUAGUCUGCGCAAAGCGAUGCCCAUCGGGGCUUGCACGGCGAUAUACUUUGACAAGGUCCAGCAGAGACUGCGGAGCUUACUCGCCGGCUUCGAUCGGUACUGCCAGACCGGGCAGCUUCCGACGGGAGUCCGGGUCUUGACUGCCAGGACUGUGCUGGAGGAGAUCCACGGUCACGUCCAUCGGAUUCAGAGAAGCAUCGUUGCGCGGGCACCCCACGGCGCAGAUGGGGCUGCGAAAGCGCUCGUGACGCUGCUGGAAGAUAUCUGCGGCCGUAACCGGGAUCCCUUGGAGGGCAAUACCUGGGGUCGAGAGACGUUUGACGGCGAGGACGAGGACCGGCGCAAUCUCUAUCACCAGCUCGUUGGCAGGACCAACGAGACUGGAGACUUCUUUGUCCUUGAUGUUCUCGAGCAGCUUCCCCUUCAGGACCUUCGUCAGUUCGAGGAGAAGCUGAAGGGGGUCCUGCGCAAGGUGGAGGUAGACCGCGCACCCAAGGCGUAUAUCAUCCGGCUGGACGCGCUGAUCCGUGCUCUGGCAUCGACUGACGCAGGUGCUGGUCAGAAAAGGCCGUCUUCAGCUACGACUACCGGCAAUAGCAAGCGAGCUCGAUAGAUUUCAGGCGCGGCAUUGCCUCAUUCAGAGGAUCUUUCACUUUUUUUUUUCUAAGGCUAGAUAGCGUUGCAUUGGGUGGUUUCUUUCGUUUAUACCCUUGCCGCUGGUGAUUCUUUUGUGCUCAACAUGUCAUAUUUUCAUUGAUCUCAAUCUCAGCCUGUCAACUUUUCACUAUAUGUUAU